AUGAAACUUACUGAUUUUGGUCUAAGUCGAUUUAGUUCAAUUUAUUCUUCAGUUAUUAGUGCUACUUCAACGACUACAAUUAUGGAAACCGUUGUAACAUGUACAGCCGCACCUGAAAUUCUAGAGAACAGUAACCCAGUAACUUAUACUGAAAAAUCCGAUAUGUAUUCAAUAGGUAUGCUUAUGAUUGAGCCUGUAUUACCAUAUGAUUCAUUUGCCUUAUUAUCAUCAUUUGGUGAAACGGAUGAUCAUCAGCAAGAUUUAUGCACUUCAUCCGUGCUACUCAUUAUACAAACUGGUGAACGAAGUGCUGUAGUCUGUUCGACACAUCUUCCAACAAUCACAGUUCGAACCAAAGAACGACCAAAGCCAAAAGUGAAACAAACUUCAAAUGUAUCAGUCGCGUCAACUAAUUUAACAACUAAUACUAUUGAUGGCCAACCGCUCCAAGCACGUCAAGUGUCUAGUUUCUAUGGUAUUAAGCAAGUGGUAUAUUCAACAUUAUUUUAA
This is a messenger RNA of Rotaria sordida, 510 nucleotides long. Lineage: Eukaryota; Metazoa; Rotifera; Eurotatoria; Philodinida; Philodinidae. The record is from the annotation of a GenBank genome assembly.